Molecule: messenger RNA, 822 nt
Organism: Homalodisca vitripennis (glassy-winged sharpshooter)
Lineage: Eukaryota; Metazoa; Arthropoda; Insecta; Hemiptera; Cicadellidae
Exons: 6
Coding region: 1-822 (273 amino acids)
Source: RefSeq, a predicted model, not a curated record
AUGGUUGACGGAGAGGAUUGGGGAGUGGACGAGCCCAUACUGACUGCUGACACCAUACCAGUGGCUCAGGAUCCAGAACUGCCUGAAAUCAAACUGUUCUGUCGUUGGAACUGUGAUGAUAUGCAAGUUUCUGACAUGUGCCUUCAGAUGGCUGACGGAGAGGAUUGGGGAGUGGACGAGCCCAUACUGACUGCUGACACCAUACCAGUGGCUCAGGAUCCAGAACUGCCUGAAAUCAAACUGUUCUGUCGUUGGAACUGUGAUGAUAUGCAAGUUUCUGACAUGUGCCUUCAGAUGGCUGACGGAGAGGAUUGGGGAGUGGACGAGCCCAUACUGACUGCUGACACCAUACCAGUGGCUCAGGAUCCAGAACUGCCUGAAAUCAAACUGUUCUGUCGUUGGAACUGUGAUGAUAUGCAAGUUUCUGACAUGUGCCUUCAGAUGGCUGACGGAGAGGAUUGGGGAGUGGACGAGCCCAUACUGACUGCUGACACCAUACCAGUGGCUCAGGAUCCAGAACUGCCUGAAAUCAAACUGUUCUGUCGUUGGAACUGUGAUGAUAUGCAAGUUUCUGACAUGUGCCUUCAGAUGGCUGACGGAGAGGAUUGGGGAGUGGACGAGCCCAUACUGACUGCUGACACCAUACCAGUGGCUCAGGAUCCAGAACUGCCUGAAAUCAAACUGUUCUGUCGUUGGAACUGUGAUGAUAUGCAAGUUUCUGACAUGUGCCUUCAGAUGGCUGACGGAGAGGAUUGGGGAGUGGACGAGCCCAUACUGACUGCUGACACCAUACCAGAUGGCUCAGGAUCCAGAACUGCCUGA